AUGAAAGUUAAAUCAGAAUUUGUAGUAAGAAUCCUGAAGAUAUUUGGUGAAUUAUUAUCAAUAUGGCCAUAUUUUGGAUCAAAGUUGGUUGUGAAGAUUAUUCAAGAAGUUAGGUGGCUUUUUUCAACACUUAAUUUGAUUUUAAUAGUCACACCGAUCGCGUUUGGAGUAUAUCAAGAUGUUUACAAAAAUAAACCCUUGAAUGUACUUCAACGUUCAAUGUCAAUGGUAAUGCACUUGGAAUCUUUGAUGAAUUGUUUUUUGUGGAAGUGGAAAGACCGUAAACUAAAGAAAUUGUUACUGGAGAUGUGUGAUUACGUUAAAUCUACUAAAGGCAGAGAUAAAAAUAUAUUUGACAGAUUGACACAUCAAUGUUCACUAUUGUAUACUCUUAUAGCGGUGGUCUGUACUAUGACAAGUAUAUCUUUUAUAUGCAGCCCAAUUUUUAUGUCUCAAAAACUAUUGCCAUCUUCUGCUCACUAUCCGUUUAAAAUUGAACCGCAUACAGUUAGACACUAUUUUUUGUAUACCCAACAAGCUAUAGCUAUUUUGCAAACUGGGCUACAUCAUACUAUCCCUCCAAUAACUAUUGCAGUGUUGUUAACUUAUGUAAUAGCCAAAUUAAAAGUACUAGCCCUUAAAUUGAAAACUAUCAAAACGAUUGACGAACUCGGUGAUUGGAUUCAACGUCAUCAAGAAUGUAUCAAAUAUUUCACGCUGCUUGAAAAAACAAUUCGAUUUGUUAUUUUGAAAAGUUUUAUUUUUAUAACAACAACAGUAAUUUUUGCAGGAGUUUUAGCGAUACAUAGUUCAGGAAUUAAUGAAAUAAUUAGACUUGUAUUUUCUGUCGCUACUGGUUUCAUCGCACUCUAUGUUUACGUUUCAGCAGCAGAUGAUUUACAUGAAUUGGUAAGUUCAAUGCGUAAAUCAAUAAUUAUAUUAAUUCGUCGAACACAAAAGCCUCUUGCUAUUUCUGUGAAAGGGAUUAUUCCUGCUCUUACAAGAAUUUUCUACGCUUCGGUAAGAUCAAGAUCGACAGAUUUUAAUUA
Messenger RNA from Cotesia congregata, 1049 nucleotides. NCBI's taxonomy places the organism in Eukaryota, Metazoa, Arthropoda, Insecta, Hymenoptera, Braconidae. The record is from the annotation of a GenBank genome assembly.